AUGGAUAGUGCUUCACAAAUGUUCUUUGACAAGCUUGAUCGCCGGUUUGUGCCCACCGGAGCACAGUUCGAUGUGACGCAGUGGAUGAAAUCUCUAUCCUACGAUACAAUGGGCUUGAUGACAUUCUCCCGGCCAUAUGGCUACGCUCAGCAUGGGAGAGACUUACACGGCAUCAUGGACGACGUGAACAGGGCAAACCUGAUUAUCGGACCCGAAGAACAUCGGAAAAGUCCCAAAUCGCCCUCCAAUGCAAACGUCGACGGACCCAUUGCCGACUGUGACUUCCUCGGGUAUUACCACAAUGCCCAGGAGAGAAAGGAUAAUGUGCCACUUCGAUUUGUGUCAACCUGGACUUUUGACAAUAUUCUUGGAGGGGCCGACUCCACGGCUUCCAUGCUUCGAUCUGUGGUCACCCUGACGCACUGGAAACGGUACGGGCCGAGCUGCGAGAUAAGCAACGCACUGCCACCGGGCUCACUCUACCUUUCCCGCAAUGGCAUGAGCUGCAGAACCUCCCCUUCCUCGACGCCUGCAUUAAAGAGUCACUCCGGCUUGACGCUCCAUUUGCUAUGCCUCUUGAACGAGUAG
Penicillium robsamsonii is the source of this 588-nucleotide messenger RNA. RefSeq names its product Cytochrome P450. The record is from RefSeq and is a predicted model, not a curated record. The coding region runs from base 1 to 588 and encodes 195 amino acids. The transcript has 2 exons. Lineage: Eukaryota; Fungi; Ascomycota; Eurotiomycetes; Eurotiales; Aspergillaceae. Gene Ontology annotation, molecular function: iron ion binding; monooxygenase activity; oxidoreductase activity, acting on paired donors, with incorporation or reduction of molecular oxygen.